Molecule: messenger RNA, 492 nt
Organism: Panicum virgatum (switchgrass)
Lineage: Eukaryota; Viridiplantae; Streptophyta; Magnoliopsida; Poales; Poaceae
Exons: 1
Coding region: 1-492 (163 amino acids)
Source: RefSeq, a predicted model, not a curated record
AUGGGCUCCUUGAUGACGCCCCCUACGGGGAAAACGACGCUCUCGGACGCCGUCGCCAUCGCCGCCAGCAAGAACACCGGCAAGACUUUCGCCCGGAGAAUCCCAUCCACUACAUGCACUCAGCCCUGGAAUCCGGAGCCGCAGCCGUGGAGGCCCUCCCGGGCGCAACGCCGCUGCAGUGCCACUUCCAGCCGCGGCCAACUCCCGAACGCAGCCACCAACCAGCCGCACCUCCCCGCGCGGCCACGCCGCCUCCGCCGCACGUCGCACGUGGUCACCGCCUCAUCAUCACACGCGUCGCAGCCACCGCAGCUGCCGCGGCGCGCCGAGCUCGAGAGGGCCAAGCCACCGCGUCGCACGCCACGGCCACGGCCGCAGGGGACAGCUUCAGGCCGCCCCCGCCACCACCUCGCCACCAGCAUCAGGGGACAGCAGCAGGCCACCGGCGGCCCCACCGUCGCCGCCACCACGCGGCCGCCGAGCCAGCAGUAG